GGAAAACGCAUUCCGGGAAAGAGAGGGAGGAUGAAUCAAAACCAAGGAGGCAACGAUGCUAGGCACGACGAUGAUUCUGCGCUCUCUGAUUUUCUCGCUUCCCUUAUGGACUACACUCCGACUAUACCAGAUGAACUGGUGGAGCAUUAUUUAGCCAAAAGUGGGUUUCAGUGUCCCGAUGUUCGAUUAAUUAGACUAGUAGCUGUUGCCACUCAGAAGUUUGUCGCAGAGGUUGCUAGUGAUGCGCUUCAGUAUGUUUCUAAAUUUUAGUUAUGCCUGUAUAUA
Vitis riparia (riverbank grape) is the source of this 285-nucleotide messenger RNA. RefSeq names its product transcription initiation factor TFIID subunit 10-like. The coding region runs from base 31 to 270 and encodes 79 amino acids. Gene Ontology annotation, cellular component: transcription factor TFIID complex; SAGA complex; nucleus. NCBI's taxonomy places the organism in Eukaryota, Viridiplantae, Streptophyta, Magnoliopsida, Vitales, Vitaceae. The transcript has 3 exons. Gene Ontology annotation, molecular function: promoter-specific chromatin binding; RNA polymerase II general transcription initiation factor activity. Gene Ontology annotation, biological process: transcription initiation at RNA polymerase II promoter. The record is from RefSeq and is a predicted model, not a curated record.